AUGUCACAGCGCGCUCCAUCCAAUCAGAUCGCUGAUUUCAACCACAAAAAGUGUCUGACUCUGUACGAGCAGGUCACACAGGCAGAGACUCUUUGUCAUCAUCAUCAUCAUCAUCAUCAUCAUCACUCAGCCUGUCUGAUGGGACUCGGUGAAGGAGAAAUGUCUCAGCGUCAACAUCAGGAGAGGAGCGCCGUGCUCAGGGUCUCCAGCCUUCCUCUGGUUCGCUCGGCGCUGCAGUCGAUGACCUUUGCGUACUCAGAGGUCAAAGGUCGUUACCCUCUUCUGCGUCUGAUGGGAGGAGUUGCUGAGGUUGGAAUCCGCAGUGUCUCCCAAGUCGCCAUGACACAAGCCACGCCCCUCCUGCAGAGUCUGGAGCCACAGAUUGAAGUUGCCAACAGUAUGGCUCUGGUUGGUCUCGACCGUCUGGAGAAAAACUUCCCCAUCCUGAACCAAUCAACGGACGAGGUGAUGGGACACCUGAAGGACGCCCUCUUCCUGACGCUGGACGACGUGCAGCUGUGGAUGGUGGACGGGAUGGACGGAGCUCUGGAUCAGCUGGAGCGUCUGUCCGACGCCACUCUGGCGGCCAUGCGGCAGCUGCAGGACACUCAGGUGGGCCGAGCCGCCACGUCGGGACUGGACGACGUCCUGAGUCGUCUGGAGGACGCCACCGCCUACUACCUGCCCCUCCCCCCCACGCUGCGUCGGGAGUGGGAGAUGAGGGUGCAGGAGUACGAGGACGAAGAUGAGGACGCAGACGAGCCCAGCCUGUGGACGAGGGUGCGCAGCCUCCUGCUGAACCUCAGCCUGCAGCUUUAUCACCGCAUGAUGAAGGUCAGAGAGCAGCUGCAGAGAGCCGUCAGGGCCAUGGGAGACGCUGCAGACAAGGUGGGCCUGGGUGGAGUCCUGGAUCUGGUUGGUGAGCUGCUGCAGUACCUGCAGCGCCUCCUGGUGGCGCUGGUGUACCGGGCAGAGGGUCUGCGGGAGCUGACAGUGGGUGGAGUCAAACAUCAGGCCGUCAUGUUAGCUGAGCUGCGUCCCGUGCGUCAGAUCAAAGAACUGCCGGUUCAGGUCCAGCAGCUGCUCGGAGACCUGCAGGAACUCUCCAAGCUCCUCCUGCAGCUGGUGAUCAACGCCACACCGCUCUACACCAUGCUGCAGCAGCCGACGGCUCAGGAGGUGGAGGACUUCCUGAACCAGGAGGACUUCUCAGCUGAGUCUUCGGCUCGUCGCAGCUCUGCUAACAGCCUCUUCCUAAAAGCUAUGGAUGGACGUCCUCGCCGCCGCCGCAGUCUCUACUCCCGUGCUGCCCGGAGCCCCUCCGGCCCCCAGAGCCCAGACCCCACCAACGCCCCCCGCCGCCGCUCCAGCGUGAAGGACCUUCCAGCCAUAGAGCUGGACAGCCUGCAGCUCCCUUCCGAGGUCACUGCGCACCGCCGUCCAUCCGCCACAGAGAUGCUUCUCGCUCCGCUCAAACAGUUCGUCUCCCAGAGCCAGAAGGCGUUCGAGUACUUGAGCCCCAACACCCCCGAGAACAGCACCAGUGCCACCAACGGCACCAAUGGCACCGACGACGUGGAAACAGACGACUCUUAA
Molecule: messenger RNA, 1596 nt
Organism: Epinephelus moara (kelp grouper)
Lineage: Eukaryota; Metazoa; Chordata; Actinopteri; Perciformes; Serranidae
Gene: plin6
Product: perilipin 6
Biological process (GO): positive regulation of triglyceride storage; lipid storage
Cellular component (GO): lipid droplet; cytosol
Source: RefSeq, a predicted model, not a curated record